CAGAGCGAUGGAGCCACUGCCGGCACCGACGGGACCCGCGGGGCACCAGGCUCAGCGAGGGCGUGCGAGGCUCCGGGCCGGCGGGAUGCGGUGCGGCGGCGUGUCGCUGUGGGCGCUGCUGUGCCUGGCGGUGGCCGUGGGCGGGGGUCGCCCCGUGCGGCUCGAGAGGGUCCGGGCGGACGCGCGGGCCCUGACCCGGACCCUCAGCACGCGGCUGCAGCAGCUGCAGCUGUUCCCGCUGACCCUGCGCAUCACGGGCCUGGAGGGGGUCCCGGAGGGGGGGGUCCCGGAGGGGGGGGUCGCGCCGGGGCUGGGCUGGGCUGCCCAGCGCCUGCAGCUCUUCCAGCGGCUCCUGGCGGCCCUGCCCGGGCCCGACCUGCGCCUGGCGCAGGUGGCCAACGACCUGGAGAACCUGCGCAGCCUGCUGGCCGCGCUGGGGGCCCUGCUGGGCUGCCCCCCGCCCCGCGAGCCGCCCCCCGCNCCCCCCGCCCCGCUGGCCGAGGCCCCGCACACGGUGGCCGGGGUGGCCCUGGCGCGGCUCCGCGGCUGCCUGGACGGGGUGGCCGCCCGCCUCGAGGGGGCCCCCGCCUGCUAGGGACCCCCGGGACCCCACGGGACCCCCGGGCCCACAGGGACCAGCCCAGGACCCCCCAGGACCCCCCGGGCCCAGCCCAGAACCUCAGCGGGGCCCAGCAGGACCCGCAGGCAGGAGCAGGAGCUCAGCAGGGACACCACGAGUGGCACCGGAGUGACUCUGGCACCUUUUUCUACAGCUUUACUGUUACUGUUAUUGUUAGUUAUUAUUAAUUUAUUUAAUUUAAAGCCCCUUUUGCAGCA
Molecule: messenger RNA, 837 nt
Organism: Passer montanus (Eurasian tree sparrow)
Lineage: Eukaryota; Metazoa; Chordata; Aves; Passeriformes; Passeridae
Gene: LEP
Product: leptin
Exons: 5
Coding region: 8-595 (195 amino acids)
Biological process (GO): signal transduction
Cellular component (GO): extracellular region
Molecular function (GO): hormone activity
Source: RefSeq, a predicted model, not a curated record